AUGUGGUGGAGCGCCCGUCUGAAGUUGGUCCUCUGCAAGAGGCUAGCAGCAGUGGGCAGGCUAAUCAGCAAAUACGGGUAUUGGGCAGCCUUCCAGGCAUUUCGCGCCGAUACUCCUGGCGCACUGCUUUUCCAGCCCACGAUAUGCAGACCGCGGUCUGUUACUAUCCGCGAGCUGGAGUACUUGCAGGAGGUUGGACUAAGUGUUGCUGACUGGGGCUCUCAUAGGCCCGCCAGGAACCGGCAAGCCCAGAUGCCGUCAAACGCGGCACUCCGGGUCCAGCAACGCAUGAAAGCCGUCGCGCAACACCAGGUGCCUGUUGGGAAAAUGGGCACCGCCAUGAAGCUGCUCCGUGCAGUAAAGAGCAAGGGGAACGGCUCAGGGCGCACGUACACAUCCAAGUACCGCGGCGUGCAUCAGACCUUCCCCACCAAGCGCUGGGAGGCGCAGUUCCGCCGCAACGGCAAACCCACCUCCCUCGGUUGCUUCGACAACGAGGAGGAAGCUGCCCGAGCGUACGACAAGAUGAUGCUUUGGUGCGAGCUGCACAACGCCGCGGGCGUGAAGAGCGGCAUCACCAACUUCGAUCCUACCGAGUACGAGAAGGAGUUUGCGUGGCUGCAGGCCAUCACGCAGGACGAGCUCAUCGAGACGCUUCGCAGUGAGGGCCGCCGGCAGGCCGCUCAUCGGGCCAUGCGGCAGAAGCGCGAGGGCUUCGUGGAGUCCCACACAGAAGAACCAGAGGACCCGGCCCAGCAACAACAACAACAACAACAACAACAGCACGUGCAACAGCAAAUGCAGCAGCAGAAUCCGCAGCUUGAGUUGGAUCCUGCUGUGGCGGCGGCCACGGCAGCGGCAGCAGCUGCCGCUGCCGCCGCCGCCGCCGCCGCCGCCACCGGCGGCAUGCAGUCGGCGCCUGCCCUUGUCGGUAUAGCAGCGGCGCCGACGGACCUUCAGCAACAGCUGCAGCAGCUCCAGGGUAUCGCAGGGGUUGGCACGGCGGGGGCGCCGCCGCCGGAGGGGCUGCCGGUAGGACCUCGUGUGGUCUCCUCCUUUGGGGACGCAGGUGGCGGCGGCGGCGGUACUGGCAGGCCGCAGGAUGGCGCUAUCACCACUUCCACUGGCGGGGCCGCCAGCAGUGACGGCGGUGUGGAUCCUGGCAUUGUGCUGACCAGUGAUGAGUUCCUGCUGGAUGCGUAG
This is a messenger RNA of Volvox carteri f. nagariensis, 1203 nucleotides long. RefSeq lists its product as uncharacterized. The transcript has 5 exons. The record is from RefSeq and is a predicted model, not a curated record. Gene Ontology annotation, biological process: regulation of DNA-templated transcription. NCBI's taxonomy places the organism in Eukaryota, Viridiplantae, Chlorophyta, Chlorophyceae, Chlamydomonadales, Volvocaceae. Gene Ontology annotation, molecular function: DNA-binding transcription factor activity; DNA binding. The coding region runs from base 1 to 1203 and encodes 400 amino acids.